AUCAGAGGUCGAAAGAGGUCAAAUCAACUCUGAUCAACAAGACCGCCACCGAUUCCCAGCAACUGCAUGAGGGGAGACACCACGAAAAAGCCUCUGGUCGAAGAAUGAUGCACUGAAAUCAGAAUGGAAGGGGGAACACCAACCUCUUGAAGGAGGGACAUGCUCAUCCAAGGAGGCAUGUUCGAUUCAUUUCAGGGAGUGUGUGUCAUAUUUGCCCGCCCAGGAUUUUUGCCCCCGAAUUGACUUCACUAGUACUUAGCGGUCCUUGGUCAACCUUCACUGGAAUUUUGAGUGGGUUAUAUCGCUUCAAAGAUAGCUCUCAAGCGCCCCACGUCACCAAUGUCCAAAGGGUUUGGCUUGACGAACCGUUUCAACCAUGAACCUGACCUUCAUCGCCCCCAAAACCCCCUGCCGCCGCAGCUGUUUCGACACAGCGAGCGGGUUCACGUGCUGCGAAUCCCGUGAUGCUCUCAAAGAGCUUCAGCAACUUGUUUGGGGUGGUGGAUGACGAAGAAGAAGCUCGUGCCUAUGCGCUGGAGGUUUUGAAGGAGAACAUCCCUCGAUCUGUGCCGAAGAUGUCCGACGAGAUCGAUCGAAGCCAGAUGCCUUUUCUGAAGCGCGUCUUUCAGCCCAAGACCCCCUCCGAGCGUGAGUUCCAGGCGACUCUCUACACAAGGCUGGAAGCAGGCUACAACAUUGCGGUGAACUGCAAUGGCGCGACUGGUCUGGUGGUGGUGCUGCAAGUGGACAAAGGUCCUGGCAGCAAGUGGAAUGCGAUCUAUCCAGACCGGCAGAUCGAAGCAAACAUGCGGAUUCUCGAGGUGAACCACAUCACCGACUGCUUCGAGAUGAUCGAUGAGCUGAGAGCCUCCUCCGAGGCGGUAAUCCGCUUCCGGCGGCCGGUCACCAAACGGCUCCUGGUGAUGCGCGACCCCGGCAGCAAGCUGGGCGUGACGCUUCUGGACUUCGACGCCACGUCCGUGUGGGUGGAUCAAGUGAUGACCUCCGGCGCUGUCUCGGAGUGGAACGAGCAAAACCCCUUGGAGAAGAUUACCACCGGGACAAGGAUCUUAGAGGUGAACGGCGUGAAGGGCAACGUGCAUCGGAUGUACGAAGCGUUGAGAAAGGAGGGUGUGCUGGAAUUGGUGGUGGAAUCCCAUGGGCCUGAGACGGCCAACCGCAAGGAGCCUGCGUCUGAAGGAUGGUAUCCCAGGCCAGUGUCCAUGAAGAAGUUGGGGCUCUGAGCUUCUCGAAGUGUCCGGUGCACCGUGGUCCCGGUUUGCGCGUCUUUGGAC
Messenger RNA from Durusdinium trenchii, 1295 nucleotides. Lineage: Eukaryota; Dinophyceae; Suessiales; Symbiodiniaceae. The record is from the annotation of a GenBank genome assembly.